UAGAUACAACUGCAGUGAACAGUCACAUAAAAUGUUGCUAGAGGAAAAUAAAAUAUUUCGUUUUCAUUCGGACACGAUCGAUGUGGUCAGGAGAGAGAUUAACUUGUCACAAGAAGAAGAUAUGAGAGAAGCCAUUAAGAUUCUUAGGGAAUGGGUGCACAUACAGCCGCACUUCAAGAUAAAAGACUUCCCUGAUUCAUAUUUAGAGAGAUGGAUUGUUGCGUCCAAAGGGUCGGUGGAGAAGGCGAAAUCACGCCUGGACAGAAUGUGUACCAUACGAACUCUAAUACCCCAUUAUUUUAUAGAGACUGACGUGACUAGGGAUUUUAACGAUAUAUUUGACAAAGUCAUUCCUGUCAUCUGUCCAAAGCUUACCAAGGAACACCAUAGAGUUAUCGUUACAAAGUCUCUAGUAAGUGACGCUGACGCAGAAUUUUUAACGAAGUUUUAUAAAUACAGCAUAUACAUCUGUGAACUUUUGAGAAGAUACGAUUAUGGGAUGGGUCUUCAUUCCGUCUACGACGUGCAGUCACUAGAUAUAGUUAAAUUGAUGACAAAGAUAAAUGUAGUCGAAUUCAGAAAUAUUUUGACCAUUCUUCUGGAGGGAUAUGGUAUGAGAGUUAAGGGUAUACAUAUAAUAAUACAGUCAAAAAGCAUUGAACUGUUACUUAACAUCGCCAAAACAAUUCUAAAACCUAAGAUAAUUAGUCGUAUACACGUUCAUAAGUCGUAUGAAGAACUACACGAGAUUAUUGGCAAAGACGUGAUACCAAUCGAAUUUGGAGGAAAUGAAAGAUCUAUUUUUGAACUCCAUGAUGAUCUCAUAGAAGUGGCAUCAACGAAAGAAUUCAAGGAAUGGUAUUCCACCAUGUUAAACGCGCGAACAGAUGAAGAACUUCGACCUAAUGGAAAGUUCAACGAGGAAUAUGCUGGAACACCUGGAACAUUCAGAAUGCUAAAUUUAGACUAAGUUGAGGAUUUAUUUAAUUGAGGUUAUUAUUUGUUUCAUUUAAUUUUGUGCGGGCACAGAUAAAAACGAGGAUUUUUUUUGACAUUGACAAUGCAGGGCUAGUAGGGAAUAGGGACAGUCAUAGAUUAAAAAGUGGAUCUUCAUAUUGUUUUCUCGGUUAUAAGUUUAUUAAACAAAAUUAGAUACUAAGUUUACAAGCAAUGUUUUAUAUUCUUGUUAUUAUCAUCUUACACGUUAAUCUAAAAAGCACCUAAAAGUUUAAACGAAAUUAUUUGAAAAAUAAGAAGUACAAGAUUUCGAUUUAAUUUAUUUUAGUGGGCGUAGUAAAUAUAUACGUGACCCACGCCUAGUACUGAAAGUUGAAAUUAAAUUAUAAAAACAAACCUUAAAUUAUCAAGGUGUUAUCAUAAACGGUAAAUGGGUGUGGGAUAAACAAAGAAUCAUAUUUACAUAAAAGCUUUACUUAAAUAUU
Molecule: messenger RNA, 1442 nt
Organism: Zerene cesonia (dogface butterfly)
Lineage: Eukaryota; Metazoa; Arthropoda; Insecta; Lepidoptera; Pieridae
Exons: 6
Coding region: 32-970 (312 amino acids)
Cellular component (GO): membrane
Molecular function (GO): phosphatidylinositol bisphosphate binding
Source: RefSeq, a predicted model, not a curated record